AUGGCCGAGGCACUCAUCAACCUCCUUGUUGAACAAUUGGGUUCAGUUGUUUACCACCAUACAAGUGAAGGGGUGAAACUGGUUUUGAAGGCUAAGAAGGACGUUGACAAGUUCAGAAGCACCCUCAAACUUAUCCAGAAUGUGCUUCACGAUGCCGAGAAGAAGCAAGUGGAGGAUCCAGCUGUGAGAGACUGGUUGGAUCAGCUCAAAGACUUGUCGUACAAGAUGGAUGACGUACUCGACGCUUGGAACACUGAAAUUGGGAAACGAGAAGCUGAGAAACAAGAAACACAAGGUUCUGAUGUGGAGGUACGUUUCUCAUUUCGUUCCAAUUGCUUUUGUGUUGCCCGAUUGAAUGAGGUAACUCGUCGUUAUAAGAUUGGUAGUGCAAUAAAAGAUCUGAAUGAAGAGUUAACUCAGAUUUACAUUGACAAAAACAAGUAUAGCUUUCAACCCACCAUGCAUGCUGCUGCAGUUAAUGUUGAACAACCUAAUCCACAAUCUUUAACUUCAUCUUUUGUUGAUAUAUCGACCAUAUUUGGGCGACAAGAUGAAAAAGAGAGGCUGGUGAGUGAGUUGUUAAGGGAAGGGAGGCCCGGCCUUGUCAUCCCCAUCGUAGGGAUGGGAGGAUUGGGGAAAACAACUGUGGCCCAAUUUGUCUUUAACGAUGCACGAGUUCAAGCCCAUUUUGAUAUCAGAGCAUGGAUUUGUGUCUCAGACCCUUUUGAUGUCAUCAAGAUUGCAAAAGAAAUCCUUGAACUUGUCAGUAGAAAAUCUCAAAAUAAUUCUAAUGUCUUGCAAAAGCUAUUAGAAGACAUUCAGGAACAUAUCAAGGACAAGAAGAUUCUUCUUGUCCUAGAUGAUGUGUGGACGGAAGACCAAACAAAGUGGGAGAGUUUAAGGUUACCAGUACUCAUGGAAACUGGUUCUAAAGGCAGUAGAAUUCUGGUGACCACUCGAAAACAGGAGGUUGCUCAAAUGAUGAGAGCAACCAGUGACAUGAUCACUUUGGGGAAGUUGAGUCAUUUAGAUUCUUUGAAACUAUUCAGUAGUAUUGCAUUUCUGGAUAGGGAACAAGAUAAGUCCAACAAGGGGUUUGGAGAUAUUGCUGAGAAAAUUGUUAGAAAAGGUGAUGGUUUGCCUCUUGUUCUGAAGACUUUAGGUAGUCUCCUAUUGCAUAAGCUGACAAUUAGAGAAUGGGAAGAAGUUCUCAAUAGUGAGAUAUGGAACGUAAAAGUGGUUCAAGAAGAAGUUUUUCGACCAUUGUUACUCAGUUAUUAUGAUUUGGCUAUGGAGGUUAAGAGUUGCCUUCUGUAUUGUGCUACUUAUCCCAAAGAUUUUGAGUUCGGCAAAGAAAUUCUUAUCGAGCAGUGGAUGUCACAAGGUUAUCUGAAUGUUGGAGAAAACGAAGAAGAGGCAACAAAAGGUAGAGAAGUUUUUACUAAGUUAGCAAUGCGAUGUUUCUUUCAAGAUUUCAGGCAAGAUGCACUUACCAAGGAAAUCAUAGGCUGCAAAUUGCAUGAUACUGUGCAUGAUGUUGUACAAUAUCUUAACCAAAAUGAGUGUCAUACUGUGGAGGCUACGGGUACCCAUGGAAUAGAGACAUCGAGUGCAAAUCAUAGGGUUUGCCAUUUGACCUUAAUGUCAGCACCCGAGGGUCCAAUUCCAUCUAUGAUAUCAAAAUUAGCGAAUAGCAAAAUUUUGCGUACCCUAGCAACUUUUGAUUCAAGAAUUACUGCCAUUGACUCGGAUUUGAUUUCACAGUUGAAACGUUUGAGGACUUUGAAUUUGAGUCGCAACAACAUUCAUCAUUUGCCAGAGGAGAUUGGAGAUUUGAUCUAUUUGAGAUAUCUUGAUUUGUCUAGGAAUGGUAAUUUGAGGAGAUUACCGGACAACGUUUGUAACUUGUACAAUCUGCAAACCUUGAGGCUUGCUUACUGCUUUAGCCUUGAAAAGUUACCCGACAACAUGGGGAAGUUGAUUAACUUGAAGCACCUUCAUGUUCAGGCUUGUGGUCGGCUUCAGUGCUUACCAAAAGGGAUUGGAAGUAUAAGGAAUUUGCGAACAGUAGACGGGAGGCCAUCUGUUUAUUGUAGUGAAGAUGCCGAAGCAUUCAAAUUUGGAGAUCUGAGAAUGAUGAAUCAGCUUCGCCGUCUUGACAUCCGUAUCUCAAGGGUUGGAGAAAAAUGCUGCAAGUGA
Molecule: messenger RNA, 2199 nt
Organism: Rosa chinensis
Lineage: Eukaryota; Viridiplantae; Streptophyta; Magnoliopsida; Rosales; Rosaceae
Product: putative disease resistance protein RGA3
Exons: 1
Coding region: 1-2199 (732 amino acids)
Biological process (GO): defense response to other organism
Molecular function (GO): protein binding; ADP binding
Source: RefSeq, a predicted model, not a curated record